CUUCUUCAUGUCACUGACAGUUUAACUUCAAAAUGUGGAUCGGCUAGAAGGACACAUGUGUGGAAAUGAAAGACAGUCGGCGACAUAAAAGCACGAGGAAGUGGUUUUCGGGAAUGAGGAGUUGUAAUACUUCAAAAUGUGUGACAAUAUCAACGGCAGUUUGCUUGUGUCUGUCAGUGCUUGUCACCCUGUUGGUGGCAUAUAAUCCAUACCCAUGUCAUGCAUCUUGUAAAAUCACAUGGAAAUUUACAAAUAGCUGCUACCCAGUAUUAGAGGCUAUUAAGGUCCAGAUAAGGAAAUGGGAAGGACCAGCCAACUGCAAGGAUGGUGGGCAAAGGUGCCUCUAUCAGCUUGUAAGAGAAACCAACAGUAGUCUAAUAGCUACGCACAUGACACCUGUGAAGCAUUAUAUGGAUGAUUUGACAUUCAGUUUCACAAAUUCAGCAGACAACUCUGAAUGCACUGUUGAGGGUUUUUCUACCUCCCAAAUUUGGUACGCUGUGUUAGAUUAUGGAACAAACUACUGCAAUCUCCACAAUCUGGUCACAGGUGCAGGUUUGGAUGCCACCCCAGGAUACAGUGAGAUGACAAGGGAUGCCCAGUGUACCCAGUACACCAGUGCUGACUGUGACAGAUACUGAAAACUUUCUUAUUAGAACCACCCCCCCCCCCA
This is a messenger RNA of Liolophura sinensis, 673 nucleotides long. RefSeq lists its product as uncharacterized. The transcript has 5 exons. The coding region runs from base 66 to 641 and encodes 191 amino acids. NCBI's taxonomy places the organism in Eukaryota, Metazoa, Mollusca, Polyplacophora, Chitonida, Chitonidae. The record is from RefSeq and is a predicted model, not a curated record.